AUGAGAGCACUUUUACUGUUUUUCUCAAUUUUUCAAUUUGCGACAAGUUUGAAUAUUUUGGUCUAUGUUUUAUGUUUGGGUCAAAGUCACCUCGAUUUUAUGGAUUCGAUUGUUGAUACUUUAGUGGAUCGAGGACAUACUGUUGUAGGUUUUUCGAAUGGAACUUGGACGGGGGAAGUUAGGUUUUAGAGUGAGAUUGUGAUGAGAAUCAUCGCAAUUCCCACUUGGAGCAAACUUUUCAGAAAAAAAACCAACAAUUUCACAUUUCCAGGAUGUCCUUAUGGGAAAAGCCAACAGUUUAGUAAAAUCAAAUGGAACCAAAAAAGUUCGGCGAAGAUUUAUCUACGGUUAUCAUACAGACUGUCCAUGGUCAAAAAUACCGCAUCUUCUAAAUCCAUUCGAAAAAACGCCGAGGAAUUAUGAUGGGCAUAAGGUUUUUGAGAACAUUUCAUCUGCAGUUUGUGAGAGUGAGUUAGGCUAAAUUGUCAUUGUAUAGGUUAUUAAAAAUCUGAUGGCCAUCAAAUUUUUUUGAAAAUAAAUCAUGAAUUCAUAGAAAAAUGAAAAAAUAUUAGAUUUUUCACAAAAAUUCUACGUGGCUAUAUUCAAAACCAAUUUUUCAGUUGGACUAUCUGAUCCCGAACUUUAUAAAUGGAUGUCUCAAGAAAAAUACGAUCUCGGAGUGUUAUCAGACUAUGAAUUUUGCGGUCUUGCAAUAUUUGAACAAUAUGGAAUCAAAACAAAAGCUUCUGUUAGUGCUUUGCCUUUGAUGGAUCAUCAAAGUAUUUUGUUGGGUUUGCCCAAUUCUGCUUCGGUAACGCAUGGUGAGUUUAGUUUAGAAAAUUGGGAUUCGGGUUUAAAAUAGAAAGAUAUAUUUUCGGAUGUAAAAUUUCCAAACAGAUUUAGAUUUCACAGUUGUAAAACCUGCAACUAACUAUACCAAAAAACAUAAGCCUAAAAUCAAAGUCGAUCACUUGAUCAAGAAAAAUUAAUACUAUCAAACCUAGAACUAAUCUCGAAGCUAACAAAGCUCAACCUUCCAACCUUCCCAAAUUCCAGCAUUAUUCGAUGUCGAAGAUCUCUCAACCAUCUUCGGUCGAUUUUUCAACUUGCUCAGAUGGACUAACAACUAUUACAACAUGCAUGCGUAUUUCUCAAGAAAACAAGCUGAAAUAAUUCACAAAUACUUGGACUCUUCGAUGAACUUAGACGAACUUGCGCGAAACUACGAUAUAGUUUUUGUCAAUGCAAAUGAGCUGGUCGAAAGACCUCGACCGAUUUCACACAAAGUCAAAUACAUCGGAGGAAUCAAUAUGAAACCGCCAAAACCAGUGAAUCCGGAGCUCGAUAAAAUUAUGUCGAUUUCGACGAGUGGAGUUGUUAUUUUUAGUUUUGGAACACAAGUUAAAUCAUCGACAUUUUCACCAGAAAUUCGAAAAUCGUUUGCAAAUGCUUUUCGGAAAUUUCCUGAUUAUACAUUUAUAUGGAAAUAUGAAAAACAACCGGGAGAUGAGAAAAUCUUUGGGAAUACGACAAAUCUACACUUUUUGAAUUGGCUUCCGCAAACUGAUAUUUUAAGUAGGUUUUAUUGUUAGGGGAAUGGGGUGAAUCGUAGAACAGGUCCCCACCAAUGUCAUUUUAAGCCCCCACUAGUCAGACAUAUUAUCUCAGAAAAAAAAUUACGCAUGUGUGACGACAACAACUAGUGUGUAACAAGCCCCACCACUGAAUACAGCAGUUUCACAAGUGGUACAGAAACAAUACCAGUGGCACCAGUGUGUCCUAACUUGUCACACACUUGUGAAAAAUAAAUUUGAAUUCGCGGGCAGCACACAAACUGCGCACGCUUGUACAAGUCCCCACAACAGUUUUACUAGUCUGCACACACUUGUCACACACUGGUGAAUCACUUGGGGCAGCGCGUUUCAUCGAGCGAAAAUAUUUUCAUUUUCUUUUCAAUUUUCGGUCUAAACCUGUGUUUUUUUGCUGUUUUUGGGGGUUUCUCAUACUUUUCUUUUCUCAUAUGUGUACAAUUAUAACUUCUAUCAGUUUCUAUUUUAACACUGUUCAAAAUUUCAGCCGAUUCAGUCCCGUUUUGGAUCGAAAUCGAGUUUUUGGAAUGGAUUCAAUCAGUUUCGGUUGACAUGUGCAGUUCUCUGAUUGUCAGGUUGGUUUUUAUUGAAAAACUAAACUUAAAUAGCAAUUCCCUAUUUUUUUCAGAACCGGUCAGCUUUCAAAAUUGCUUAUUUUCGGGAAUUCGAACAAAAAAUGGGAAUCGCCGUCAUUGGAAUUCAACAAACAAUACAAAGGUUAGUCAAGUAAAUUUUAAUGGUCGUGAAGUUGCUAUAUGAUUUGAAAAUAAUUUUUGAGAUCCAAAAAAUCAUCCAAAUCACAAAAACUCUAAUCAUUUGACAAGUAUCGUCAAAAAUAACUUCAGAGAGGAAACAAAAGUAAUUUGGGGAUUUAUAAUUUAAAAUCUAUGAGAAAAUAAUACAAACCAAGCAUUUCACCAAAAUAAGUUUUUCAAAAUAUUCGAAAUGUAAACUGUUCCUUUUUCAGAGUCGAUCUAA
Caenorhabditis angaria is the source of this 2567-nucleotide messenger RNA. The record is from the annotation of a GenBank genome assembly. NCBI's taxonomy places the organism in Eukaryota, Metazoa, Nematoda, Chromadorea, Rhabditida, Rhabditidae.